GCUCGCUUGCCGAUCUGGAUAGCCGCGGUGGGCUCAUCAUCAGUUUCCAAUGCAAACUAGGAAACAACACACAUGCAGUCUGAAACUGCAAUAUUUGAAUUUAUUUUCUUCGCCGUUUAGGUUUAUGUUUUUCGUUCUAUAAUAUUUCAGUAGAAUGUUUGAAUUGGCCUUUUUAGGCGCUUUCUUUUUUUCAACAGUUCGUCUUACCUCUUCCCAAGAGAGUGGAUACAGACAUUCCGCCGUUUUGGAUGCGAAUGGGAAAUACCGAAUGAAAUGGAAAUUCGACGAUAGAACUGUAACUUUUGAAUUAGAGGUUGAGACCACUGGAUAUGUAGGAUUUGGUUUGUCUUCGAACGGCGCGAUGGCGUUAUCGGAUAUAGUGAUUGGUGGCGUGUUCAAUGGAAGACCUUACCUCCAGGAUUAUUUUGCUGACCCCAGCAGAAAAGUCCACAGAGACUCGGAUCAGAGCUACAGACUGGAGUAUGGGAGGGAAAACAUCACACACACUGUCCUGGCGUUUAGCAGGGACCUAAGCACAUGCGAUCCUAACGACAAAGAGAUAUCGGCCAGCACAGUGCGGGUGAUCUGGGCUUACCACGAAGAGGACGUGGGGCCCUCGGGGCCUAUGUACCACGGAGUGAACCGGGGGAGGAAGAGUCUGCGACUGCUAAAUCCAGGAAGCAGUGCCACCGCUCCCCCUGGGGCUGCCUAUUUCGACCUACAAAACGCUCACGUGCCUGUGCCUUCAAGGGACACAACUUACUGGUGUCAGAUAUUCAAAAUCCCAGAGGUCAAGAAGAAGCAUCACAUAAUUAGGAUUGAGCCUUUGAUUCAGAGAGGACACGAAAACCUGGUGCACCACAUUCUGCUCUACCAGUGUAAUAGCAGCCUGGGAGAGAGUGACCUGAGAGUGGGACAUGAGUGUUUCCAUCCAAACAUGCCAGAUUCCUUCACGACGUGUGAAACUGUUGUCUUCGCCUGGGCAAUUGGUGGUGAGGGAUUUUCUUAUCCAUCUCAUGUUGGUCUCUCCAUUGGAACAUCGAUAGACCCAGUUUUCGUCCUGAUGGAAGUCCACUAUGAUAAUCCAACACUACAACAAGGAUUACUGGACAGCUCUGGUCUGCGCCUCUUCUACACCCCCAAGCUGAGGCAGUAUGACGCGGGGGUGAUCGAGACAGGCGUGUGGGUUAGCCUGUACCACAUGCUGCCCCCUGGCAUGCAGGAUUACUUGUCUGAGGGACACUGCACCAGAGAAUGCCUGAAAGAGUCCCUGGAGGAGGAGAUGCCCAGUGGCAUCCGAGUGUUCGCCGUCCUGCUCCACGCUCACCUGGCUGGCCGGGCUAUUCGGACACGUCACUUCCGGGACUAUGAGGAAAUGAAGCCCCUGGCGUACGACAACGAGUUUGACUUCAACUUCCAGGAAUUCCUUCCUCUCAGCGAGGAGAGGCUGCUCCUUCCUGGUGAUAACUUAAUUACAGAGUGCAGAUACAACACCAAGGACAGAGCUAACAUGACAUGGGGGGGCUUGAGCACCAGGGAUGAGAUGUGUCUGUCCUACCUGCUGUACUACCCCAGGAUUAAUCUGGCCAGGUGUGAGAGUCUGCCAGAAAUCGACAGACAGCUCAAAUUCAUUGGAGUAAAAGCGAUCCAGCAGCCUGUCACGACCUGGCCAUUUAUCAUCAAGAGUCCAAAGAAAUACAGCAACCUCACGUUCACUGAGGCUAUGGACAAAUUCAGGUGGUCAAAGAAGAGAGGGAAGGCCUUCAACGACGUUGUGCUAAGGCUACCUAUGAAUGUGCGCUGCUCCAAGUGGGGUCAGGAUGAGUGGUCGAUUCAGGGCAUGACUGUGCCUCCUCCUGAAGUGCCGCGUGACUCCAAGCCCACCACCUCCCUCUGUAGCCCAAGGAGGAGGGCCUCCUCUUCCUCUACCUCCUCCUCAUUUUCCUCAUCUCCCUCCUCUUCCUCUCCCCUCUCUGUUAUGACUGCACUCCUCUCCUGUUGCCUCUUAUUCUCAGCACACCUCUGGUCAAGCCUUUAACCACAGCCCUGCCUUUACCGUACAUACAUUAAUCCUAGUCCUUGACUAAAAUCAAUUGAGACCUCCACUGACGUUCAGUUGCUUAUUCUUAGUCAUGUUUUUCAUUCCAUGAUGCACUUAAUUUGACAAAAACUGGACAGCAGACAGGCCAUUUUAGCACCUGGAAGAAAUCCUGUUUAAAUAUGUGCAGAAUUCAUUUUGGCUUUGUU
Molecule: messenger RNA, 2247 nt
Organism: Alosa alosa (allis shad)
Lineage: Eukaryota; Metazoa; Chordata; Actinopteri; Clupeiformes; Clupeidae
Gene: moxd1
Product: monooxygenase, DBH-like 1
Exons: 12
Coding region: 155-2038 (627 amino acids)
Biological process (GO): norepinephrine biosynthetic process; octopamine biosynthetic process; dopamine catabolic process
Cellular component (GO): secretory granule membrane
Molecular function (GO): copper ion binding; dopamine beta-monooxygenase activity
Source: RefSeq, a predicted model, not a curated record